Molecule: messenger RNA, 4233 nt
Organism: Harmonia axyridis
Lineage: Eukaryota; Metazoa; Arthropoda; Insecta; Coleoptera; Coccinellidae
Gene: NKCC
Product: bumetanide-sensitive sodium-(potassium)-chloride cotransporter
Exons: 16
Coding region: 237-3398 (1053 amino acids)
Biological process (GO): potassium ion import across plasma membrane; chloride ion homeostasis; sodium ion transmembrane transport
Cellular component (GO): membrane
Molecular function (GO): sodium:potassium:chloride symporter activity
Source: RefSeq, a predicted model, not a curated record
UUGGAAAACUAGUUCUCACCCGCGAUUUUCAGUACGCCCACGCGCUCUCGUCCCAUACGGGACGCAAACCGGACGAUUUUCCCCACGUCCAGCUCAUCUUAUCAAUCCCACAGCCUACUUAAAGAAAGCGAACUGCUGGAUGCGCUUCAGUUACUCUUUGGAUCCCCCGCUGUGGUCUUGGCGUCUUUCAGAGGUGGAUCAAGCCGUUAGCACGCUCGUCUCUUCAGUACUCCGACAUGACGGACCCGGGUUCGAAGCCCAACGGGGGUUUGGACAACGCGGCUUUCGAACUUCGCGAAAAGUGCGUGGUGAUCAACGAAACCGAUAAAGUGCCAGAAUUAUCGAGAAAUACGAAUUUUAACGGGUUUCUUGUGGAUCAAAACAUGCCCAGGAGGAAGAAAUCGUUGGUGCAGAUGACCAGGGAGGCUCUGCCUCGACUGGAGAAUUACAGGAACUCCAGGAGGGCCAUCAAGAGGCCUUCUCUUGGGGAACUGCAUGGCGGGGAUGAUUUUGUAAAGAUUGGGGUUGAAAAGGAUCCCAAUGGUAACACAGAAUCCAUAGAAAAACAAGGUGCACCCUCUCAUGAGGGUAUCAAGCUGGGAUGGAUUCAAGGAGUACUUAUACCAUGUCUUCUCAACAUUUGGGGUGUAAUGUUGUUUUUGAGGGUAUCAUGGGUUGUUGCAGAAGCAGGAAUAGGUGGAUCACUUAUUAUAAUAGGAAUUUCAGCGUUGGUAUGUGUCGUAACUACCUUGUCCUUAUCGGCGAUAAGUACCAAUGGCGAGGUCAAAGGAGGCGGAAUUUACUACAUUAUAUCCAGAUCUCUGGGUCCAGAAUUCGGCGCUUCAGUGGGCAUAGUCUUCGCCUUCGCCAACGCUGUCUCAGCCUCCAUCAACACCAUAGGUUUCUGCAACUCGCUGAGUGAACUGCUGAAACAUUACGGAGUCACCCUCAUCGACGGCGGUGUUAACGACACAAGAGUUGUGGGACUCAUUGCCAUCAUCAUCAUGAUCAUGAUAUGUGCGAUAGGAAUGGAGUGGGAGUCUAAGGCGCAGAAUUUUCUGAUAGCCAUAAUCUUGGCUGCGAUGGCGGACUUUAUGGUAGGCACUGUAAUCGGGCCUACCACUGAUGAGAAGAGGGCGCAGGGAUUUGUUGGGUUCAAUAUGACUGUGUUUCAAGACAAUUGGGAUGCCCGAUACAGACCACACGAUGGAGUAGUAUAUGAUUUCUUUCAAGUGUUUGCAGUAUUCUUUCCUUCAGUUACUGGAAUUCAAGCAGGAGCUAACAUUUCUGGAGAUUUAAAAGACCCAGCAUCGGCCAUUCCCAAAGGGACGUUUCUCGCUUUGGUGAUUUCCAUGAUAUCCUAUGCUCUUUUUGUCCUUUUUGCUGGUGGAGCUGCAUUGAGAGAUGCUAAUGGAAACGUAUCGGAUUUGAUAUAUGGAAAUAUUACAAGUUGUCCAGAUCCUCAUUGCGAAUAUGGACUUUAUAACAGUUAUCAGAUGAUGACUAUCAUGUCGUCUUGGGAUCUUCUUAUUUACGCAGGAUGUUUUGCUGCAACCCUUAGUACGGCCCUUACGAAUCUUCUGUCUGUUCCCCGCUUGAUACAAGCCUUGGGUAUCGAUAAAAUAUAUCCAGGACUCAUUUUCUUCUCCAAAGGAUAUGGAAAAUCUGGAGAGCCUUACCGAGGUUACUUCCUCACCUUCAUCGUAUCUGGAGCUUUUCUCCUCAUUGCUGAAAUCAACGAAAUUGCUCCUCUGAUAUCUAAUUUCUACUUGGCCUCUUACGCCUUGAUCAACUUUUGUACCUUCCACGCAGCCUUUGUCAAACCUCUAGGCUGGCGACCAACCUUCAAGUACUAUAAUAUGUGGUUAAGUCUUGCUGGGUUCGUCACCUGCGUGGUGAUCAUGUUCAUGAUCAACUGGCAAUCAUCCUUGGUCACAUUCAUCGUCAUCCUGGGUUUGUACCUUGUAGUGGUCUACCGAAAACCAGACGUCAACUGGGGAUCUUCGACUCAAGCCCAAACUUACAAAACUGCUCUUGGUAUGGCACUCAGACUGAACAAUAUAGGUGAACAUGUUAAGAACUACAAACCCCAAAUAUUGGUCUUAUCAGGUUCUCCUAAAGCAAGACCACCUUUGGUCGAUUUCGCAAAUCUAAUUACAAGGAGUAAUUCUCUUCUGAUUCUUGGAGACGUAAAAGAGAAACGCAUUCCACAUAGAACUCGGGCUACACGUAUGAAUUCGGUAUAUGCCUGGUUGAGAACUAACAAAAUCAAAGGUUUUUACACUAUUGUCGAUAAUAUGAAAUUUGAGGAAGGUUCUAAGGCUUUGAUGCAAUCUUCUGGAAUUGGGAAGUUAAGUCCUAACGUUCUGAUGUUGGGCUACAAAAAUAACUGGAUGACUUGUAAUAGAGACGACUUAUUGGCCUACUUCAAUAUAUUGCAUGCUGCGUUUGACUAUCGACUGUCUGUGACUAUUCUCAGAGUCGAGGAUGGCCUGGACUAUUCCAGGAUAACGGAAGAUGACGAAUCAACAGGUAACGCAAAUGGAACGAUGGACCAAACCAUUCCUCAUCCUCCAUCUCGCACGGAUCUUAGAACUUCCAGUAACAUGAUGCAUGCUGAUUCUAACCUAUGUUUAGCUGACUUAGUUGGAUCUGGUAGUGAGAAAAUUAUCAUAUCGCCGUCAUCAACUUCUAUCACCUUGUGUGACAGUGACAGCGUUAAAUCCAGUGCGGACUUGGUCGAAAUAAGGAAAAAGAAGAAGGAGGCAUUGUCGAAAUACCUGAGGAAAAAUUCGGACUUGAACAAAAGUAUGGGCAUAGAGAAAAUGAUGCUUUUCAGGACGAAGCAAAACAAAGGAAAUAUAGACGUUUGGUGGCUUUAUGACGAUGGAGGUUUAACGAUGUUGUUGCCCUAUAUUAUUUCGAGCAGACAAGAUUGGGAAAGUUGUAAACUCAGAAUAUUCGCACUAGCAACGAAUAUGCACAUUUUGGAAGAAGAAAAGGCCAACAUGGCCAACCUCCUCACCAAAUUUAGACUGGAAUAUUCGAGUUUGGAGAUGGUUUCAUUGUCGGAUAAGCCAAAAGAUGAUACGAUAGAAUUCUUUAACGAACUCUUGAAAGACUUUAAAACAGAAGACACACAAGGAGACGAAGCGAGAGUUUCCGAACAAGAAAUACUUGCCUUACAGGAGAAAACCUAUAGGCAGUUGAGGUUGAGAGAGUUACUACUCGAAAAAUCCAAGCAUGCAAACUUGGUAGUGAUGUCAUUGCCGAUGCCCCGAAAAGGAAUAGUAUCGGCUCCUCUCUAUAUGGCAUGGUUAGAAGCUUUAACAAGGGAUUUGCCACCUUACUUGUUGGUAAGGGGCAAUCAACAGUCUGUUUUGACAUUUUACUCAUAAAGAAACUGUACAUAAUGAAAUACAUAGACCUAAUUUUAAGAAUAAUUCGAAAUGAUCACAAACAUUUCGUUCUAGUUCUAAAUAAUAUAUUAUUUAUUUAUGACAAAGAAUUCCAUUACCUCAAAUAUUGAUAUGUUUUCACUUUUGUUACCCUGAAUGUCGAAGAUCAACAUUUCGGAUUAUUCUAUAUUCCCAGAACAAAAAUAUUGUAGUAUAGAAAAACAUAUUUUUGUAUUUCGUAAUUUUAUUUAUUUAUAAUAUAUUUAACAAACUAAUAAAUUUUAAUGUUUAUACAAUGUAAUUAAAGCAAAACUCAAUAAGUAUUUGCAAUUGUGAUGUAUUUAGUAACUAUAAUAUCAAAUUAAUAAUAAUAUAUAGAAUUAAUUUCAAUAUUUAAUUGAAAGCACCUUUAGGAAUGUCUUAUAGUAGGUAUGUUAGAUUCUCAUACAGAUCUUAUGAACAUGAUUUAUGAUUUGAGUAUUUUGAUUGAAAAUUUGAGCAAAACAAAAAUGGAUAUGGCAGUCACACUUUCACCAUUUGCAUACUGAAAAAUUAAAUGAAAUUUUUGAUGCGUUUUCGAUCUAUGAAAAAUAUGCACUCGAAAAUAAAUAGAAUAAAUAUAAAAAAUACUGUAGACAACAUUCAACAUCAUUCUCUCCAAAAUUCAAUUCCGUAAAAAAUGACAAAAAAUUUCAAAAUACAAAUAAAUUAAAACAGUCUAUACACAAUACUGAAAAUUGCACUCUGGAUUUUUUCUAUAAUAAUUCUGUUUUAUAUUUAUCACUAUUGUUUCACUGUACAUAAACAUAUUCGAAUAAAUAGGAGUCUAAAAUUG